This is a messenger RNA of Exophiala dermatitidis NIH/UT8656, 2763 nucleotides long. RefSeq lists its product as uncharacterized. Gene Ontology annotation, biological process: maturation of SSU-rRNA. The record is from RefSeq and is a predicted model, not a curated record. The coding region runs from base 1 to 2763 and encodes 920 amino acids. NCBI's taxonomy places the organism in Eukaryota, Fungi, Ascomycota, Eurotiomycetes, Chaetothyriales, Herpotrichiellaceae. Gene Ontology annotation, cellular component: small-subunit processome; nucleolus; Noc4p-Nop14p complex. The transcript has a single exon.
AUGGCGCCGUCGCAACUGAAACAACUAAAGGCGUCGUUGCGUGAGCACGGUGUCUUGGGCCCUCAAAAGUCGAAAAAACAGAAAAAAGCAACUUCCAAAGAUGCGCAGAAACGGCUUCAGCGGAAUGCGGCCCUCGAGGGCAUUCGAGAACGAUUCAAUCCCUUCGAAGUCAAGGCGCCCGCUAGGCGAGAAAAAUUCGAAGUCGCCACCAAUGCAAAGAACUCGAAGCCUGCGGUCGGCCGACCCGGUGUCACACGUGGCCUGGGCGAGGAGAGACGGCGAGAAACUCUACUCAAAGAGAUUCAAAGUCGCAACAAAGUCGGAGGACUUCUCGACCGCCGGUUCGGUGAGAAUGACCCGACCAUGACGCCAGAAGAAAGGGCGGCCGAAAGAUUUGCCAGGCAAAACGAGCGCAAGUUGAAGAAGACAUCCAUGUUCAACUUGGAAGACGACAGCGAGGGCGAGCUGGCUCUCACGCAUGGCGGACGAACACUUUUUGAUGUUGGAGACAGCAACGCAAAAGACGACUUUGAAGAAGACGAUAUUGCGGACGAAGACGAGGAAGAUUUCGAGGCACAUGAUGACAGGCCUCGGAAAAGGCUGCGCAUCGAUGGUGAAGGCGAGGAUGAGGAGGGCGAUGAGAUGAUACCUCAGAGGAAGAAGACGAAAAACGAAGUAAUGAAGGAGAUCAUUGCCAAGUCAAAGAUGUACAAGGCCGAGCGGCAGGCGGCAAAAGCAGACGAUGACGACCUGCGUCUCGAGCUGGAUAAGGGCAUGCAUGAGUUCUACGAAGCAAUGAAAGCCAGUAAACUCCCACCCCCAGCAGAGAAACAACCGCCGCCAACCACCGAGAAAAAGGACGACCCUCAUAUGGACCCAGCGCGAGCUGCAAUGCUGGCGGGCAAAAGCAGAGAGGCGGCCGAGAAGGAAUUCGAGGCCAAUCUGAGACAAUUGAGGUUAGAAGCGCGUUCGAAGCCCAGUGUACGCACGAAGACGGAAGAGGAGAAGGCUGCCGAAGAAGCCGCGCGCUUGGAGGAGCUAGAAAGGAAACGAAUCCGUCGAAUGAAGGGUGAGGUUGAAAGUUCGGAAGACGAGGCGGACGACGCCGAACCGGGCCCCGACGAGGACGUUGAUGUGGAGCAGGAGGACGAUGCAGAAGCCUUUGGCCUGUCUGCACCGGCUCCCCCUCCUCCACAGAAGAAGGAACUCGACGUGGAAGACGAAGAUGAAUUUCUGCUUGAGGAUGAUCUUAUUGCUUCUGAUUCAGAGGCUGACAUGGCGAGUGAGGAAGGCUCUGAGGACUCUAGUGCCGAUGAGGACGAAUCCGAGGACGAUGGCGACGAUGAUUUCAUCAAUGGCCUGGUCCUCCCGGAGGGGACUAAACCGACAUCACAGUCAAAGACUACUUCGACAAAGACUGUGAACGGCGAUAAUCUUGCUUACACCUUUCCAUGUCCUCAGACUCAUGGUGAAUUUCUAGAGGUGGUUAAUGAUACCAAGUUGACGGAUUUGCCGACGGUAGUACAGAGGAUUCGUGCUCUUUACCACAAAGGACUUGCUCAGGGGAACCAAGACAAGCUAGAUGCUUUUGCCGCGGUUCUGGCACAGCAUGUCGCGUAUCUGGCAGACUCUGAAAGUGACGUCCCCUUCGCUGUCCUUGAGAGCCUUCUGCGCCAUCUUCAUUCAAUGGCAAAGGCUUCGCCCGAGGUGGUCGGCACUGCUUUCAGGCAGCAUUUGCAAGUCAUUGCGGACGAGCGACCACUGGAAUUGACUGCAGGCGACCUCAUCAUGCUGACCGGCGUUUCGACAAUCUUUCCUACUUCGGAUCAUUUCCACACAGUCGUGACCCCGGCAAUGCUGACUAUCGGGCGCUAUCUUGGACAGAGUUCGCCACAGUCGUUGCAAGACCUUGGAGUAGGAGCUUAUUGCUCUUCUCUGGCGCUGCAAUACCAACGAGUGGCUCAGAGAUACGUCCCAGAAGUGUUUGUCUACAUAACCAAUGCACUGGCGAUUCUUUCACCGGUUGCCCUCCCGGACAACGAUCAGGAUGGACAUGGACAACCAUGGAACUUCCCAAUCAGGCUACCAGCGAAACCGCUUCGGAUUCCACAGUCUUCUUCCGUAAAAGAGGUGCAUGUGCCGGAAAAGCUGGCCUUCAGCGACCUCGUAAUGGACAAGAACCCAGAUCAUACUGUUCAUGCUCUUGUCCUUCUCAAAGGGUUCGUCCGACUUGCCGCACAGGCUUCACAGCUGUGGAAACAGAAGACAGCUUUUCCCGAGAUGGUUGAUCCGCUUCUUCGAGUUCUCAGGCAUAUUGCCGCCAACCAGUCGUCGGCCAAAUUCUUACCAAAGUCCAUUAUCGCGUUUGUGUCUGAUACAGUGCAGACUCUGGAAGGUCUGCAAAAGGCGUCUCUGGACGCGCGACGUCCAUUGCUCCUACACAACCAUCGGCCAUUGGCGAUCAAGACGUCCAUUCCCGCCUUCAUUGAGAACUACAAUCCGGACCGCCACUACGAUCCCGACCGACAACGGGCCGAGAUCUCCAAACUCAAGGCCGAGUACAAGAAGGAACGCAAGGGCGCCAUGCGCGAGCUGCGCAAGGAUGCCAAUUUCAUGGCCAGGGAACAACUUCGCGAGAAAAAGGAGAAGGAUGAGGCCUACGACAAGAAGUUUAAGAGAUUGGUCGCCGAGAUUCAGGGCGAAGAAGGUCGAGAGAAGAAGGAGUAUGAGAAGGAGAAGAGGAAGAGAAAAGGCAGAUUUUAG